Eucalyptus grandis is the source of this 2091-nucleotide messenger RNA. RefSeq names its product formin-like protein 16. Lineage: Eukaryota; Viridiplantae; Streptophyta; Magnoliopsida; Myrtales; Myrtaceae. The record is from RefSeq and is a predicted model, not a curated record. The transcript has 2 exons. The annotation marks the transcript as partial. Gene Ontology annotation, molecular function: actin filament binding. Gene Ontology annotation, biological process: actin nucleation; actin cytoskeleton organization.
CCGCCGCCGCCAUCACCACCAGCACCACCUACACUACGUCUGCCAUCAUCAGCACCGCCACCACGGCCACAGCCCCCGGCAGCUCCAUCACGUCCGCCAUCAGAGGCACCACAACCGCCACCGACACCACCUAGGAGGCCACAGGAGCCAUCGACUUUUUCUACGGUUUCAACUGCUGAACCGCCACGGCGAUCACUGCCAGCAGCACAGCCACGUCUGCCAUCAGCAGCACCAGCGCCGCCGCGGCCGCCGCCACAGCCCCCGGCAGCUCCAUCACGUCUGCCAUCAGCGGCACCACCACCUCCCCCAGCGCCAGCAAGACCAUCACCAGUAGCACCACCACCACCUCCACCGAGUAAACUGCGCGGAUUGGAUUCAUCAAAAAGACCACCGGCUCUAACAAAAGGACUCGAAAAGCAGGGGAAACAGGGAGAGCCUUCAGCUUCGCCUGGUCAGGUGAAACUGAAGCCUCUUCACUGGGAGAAGUUUGACGCCAAUGUCGAUCACUCCAUGGUUUGGGACAAGGUCGGCGAUGGUUCUUUCAGGUUCGAUGAUGAUCUUAUGGAAGAUCUGUUUGGGUUCGUUCCAGGCAAUCAGAACUCCGCUCGAGAAAAAGGGACCUCCUCGGGUUCGACUUCUACUGCCAAAUCCGUCUCGAACCCAUCCUCAAAAAUUUUCAUACUGGACUCUCGCAAGUCGCAGAACAUUGCGAUUGUGCUCAAAACCCUGGGAGUUUCCCGCGACGAGAUCCUCUAUGCGGUCACAGAAGAUCAAGGCCUAAGCAUCGAAGUCCUCGAGAAGCUCAACAAGGUAGCGCCAACGAAAGAAGAACAGUCUCAGAUCCUUCAAUUCGACGGAGACACCGCCAGACUUGCGGAUGCAGAGUCCUACCUGUACCACCUCCUCAAGUCAGUUCCAUCGGCAUUUGCUCGCUUUAACGCCAUGCUUUUCAGAUCGAACUUCAAGUCGGACAUCCUCCACCUGAAGGGAUCUAUCCGGACUCUGGAACUCGCAUGCGAGGAGCUUCGUACCCGCGGACUCUUCGUAAAACUUCUAGAAGCGAUCCUCAAAGCCGGAAACCGAAUGAAUGCAGGAACUUCCAGAGGCAACGCGCAAGCAUUCAACCUCAAUGCACUGAGAAAGCUGUCGGACGUCAAAAGCACCAACGGCAAAACCACAUUGCUUCACUUUGUAGUGGACCAAGUUGUGCGGUCCGAGGGGAAGCAGUGUGUUCUCAAUCGGAAUUAUAGCUUGAGCCGAACGAGCAGUCGUGGAAGCACCAGCUCAAGCACAGAUUCAGAGAAUUCGAAGCCCAAAGACGAAAGAGAGAACGAAUACAUCAUGCUGGGAUUGCCAAUAGUAGGAGGACUCAGCGCCGAGUUCUCUAACGUGAAGAAAGCAGCGAUGAUAGACUACGACAGCUUCGCCUCCUCUUGCGCGGAACUAGCACGCGGUAUCAUGGAGAUCCGGCAAGUUGCGGAUCUAUGUGCAAGUGACGGCAGUGGAUUAGGCAAGGAGCUGGGGAGAUUCAUUGAAUCGGCGGAAGAAGAAUUGAGCUCUUUGAGGGAAGAGCAGAGGAAAGCGAUGGAGCUCGUGAAGAGGACGACCGAGUAUUAUCAAUCGGGAGCAUCUGCACGAAAUGGAGAGAAACCGCUUCACUUGUUCACCGUGGUCAAAGAUUUUCUACGGAUGGUCGAUCAGGUGUGCGUCGAAAUCACUCGGAACUUGCAGAGGAGGAAGACCGCCAUGGCAAGCUCUGCACUGCCGCCGUCGACAUCGCCAAAGUCACCGGCAAAGUCUCCCGCAAGGUUUCCAGACUUGUCGUCGCAUUUCUUGCAGAAGAAGUUUAAGAGAAGCACUUCCAGCGACUCUGAUGCGGAGUUCUAAAGAACCUCAACGACAACGAAUUGAUUGCUGUACAUAGUUCUCAUUCACCAUAUUGAUGAAUUGACCAAAGCGAUUUUCACCCAUCCAAGAUAGACAUCAGAUUCUUUCGUAAAUCAUCAAUGUACAUCGCCCUUUUUGUGAUUGUCAACUACUAGAAUCAUAUCUUCUUUCAUUGAAUACCAAAGAUUCUUUCAUUCGGUCUCA